Molecule: messenger RNA, 2540 nt
Organism: Trematomus bernacchii (emerald rockcod)
Lineage: Eukaryota; Metazoa; Chordata; Actinopteri; Perciformes; Nototheniidae
Product: cell surface A33 antigen-like
Cellular component (GO): plasma membrane
Source: RefSeq, a predicted model, not a curated record
ACACGCCAGGUGGGCGGGUAAAGAAUGUUACCCGCAGGAGCUGCAGCGAUUGGCUGUGGGAGGUGUCAGUCACUCGUACGCGGCGGGCGCACCUAUUGGGCGCAUCACUCUCAAGUCUCUGUGGGGUUUCGAUGCAAGUAGGCCCCUGCUCAGCUGCGGUUCCCUGUUUUAUUUAAGAGCAAACAACCACUCAAAGAAUAACCAGUGAGUUAGUUUGAGAAAAUUAAAGCCUUGGCAAUGGAGAGGAGGAUGUAUACAUUGACUCUGCUAUCUAUGGUGUUGUCAGGUGUCGGUGCCGUUCAAGUGAGCAUCCCCAAGAGAGUAUAUGAGUUUGCCAGGGGGGACAACAUCACAAUACCCUGCACCUUUAAACCAAAAGGCCCCCCCCCUAAAUAUGUUAUCAUUUCAUGGUCUGUUGAAGCUGCAGUAGUUGGUGCUAAAGAGAUCAACAUCGUCACCUAUUAUUCUGAUGGGAAAAUCACUGACAUAAAAGCACUGUAUGAGGGUCGGUUGUCCCUGGAUGUCGAUGUUCCCGCGGGGAAGGCCAACCUGAAACUCUCCAACAUCAAACUAGAAGACAACAAGUUGUUUGAGUGUCGUCUUCAGAUCCCCUUAGAUAAUGAGGGCACCCAAGCCGCCACUACACGUUUGGUGGUUCUAGUGGCUCCAUCUACUCCCGUCUGCAAGAUGCAGGGUAAAGCAGAGUACGGCAAGAACGUCAACCUGACCUGCCUGUCUGAGGAAGGUUCCCCUACACCCACCUAUACAUGGCAAAGUCAAGAUGUCAGGAACAUGCCUCGUGCUCGUGACCCCAGAACCACAGACAAGGGAGGCAUACUGUCUCUGUAUAAUAUCUCCAAAGAUACAUCUGGAUACUUCGUCUGCACCUCAAGAAACAAAAUCCGCUCUGCUACCUGCAACAUCACCCUCACAGUCAUGCCACCUUCCAUGAACAUUGGGUCCACUGCAGGAAUCAUUGGUGGAGUGGUUGCCCUGUUGAUAGUACUCAUCAUCGUCAUCUAUUGCUGCUGCUGCAGGAAGAAGAAGAAGGAUGAGGAACACGCAAUGGGAGUUCUUGAGGAAGAGUACAGUGACAAAGAGCCAGCUAGGAAUGGUGAUGGUCGCCGUCCUGAUGGGCACGAGGACCCCCAAGGUUAUGAUGACUCCAGUGUGAGGAGGAGCCCUGUUGAGCGCAACGACCGCAAUGAGGAACGGAGUGAGCGCGACUACGAUCGCCGCAAGGAUAAUGAGGAUGGGCGCAGCGAUUAUAACGACCGUCGCAGCGACCAUGACGAUCGGCGCAGCGACUACGACGAUCGACGCAGUGACUACGAUGACCGGCGCGACAGGCCGAGUGACCGCAAUGAGCGUUACGACGACGAUGAUGACCGAAGAGACCGUCGUUCUGAUGUUGAUGACCGCUAUGAUGACCGAAGAGACCGUCGUUCUGAUGUUGAUGACCGCUAUGAUGAGCCCUAUGAUGAUCGUGACAGACCACCGGUGCCAGCCAAUAAGCCAACUAGGAGGCACAAUGACGAGUAAAGCAUCCAACCUGUAUCAACUGUCAUCUUCCAACUUCUGGUUUAUCUCCUUGGACUUUACUCCAAUGGCAAAAACACAGUCACACUCAAGGUGUGACCUGAUUGGCUAAAACGCCACAACUAUACUAGAAUUUAGUGGAAGCAUAAUCUGUCCUUUUUAGGGUGAAGUUGUUUUUGGGAGGAUCAUUUGAAGAAGAGCAGGAAGCAAAAUGGCGGCCACAAAGCCUAUCUGAUCCAUUUUAAAUGGGGCGGGGUCAGCCUAGGGCAUGAUCUGUAUUUUUUUUUUUUUUUUUACCAAAACGUAUGUCAUACAAAUAUUAGCAACCAGUCAAAGUUUUCAGAGAUCCCCCAGACAAAAAGUUUUUCUAAUGAAGAAAUUAGCUGGUAUUUUAUCUUUAAACUCAACACCAUAACAAGCAAGGCCUUGUUAUGUGUCUGCUUAUGUGUGGUUUCUGCUGUUGGGUGUAACUGGUGGUGGUUUUUCUUUUCUUUUUUUUGGAACCUACCUCCACACAAAAGACUUCAAUUUUUCUCACACUUCAUUGAAUGAUGUGUUUAUUUCAGUUAGACACUGUCAAUACUUGUAUAGUAUACUGAGCCUGUUAAAUGUCCUCCCUAUUUGGUGCGUCUAAUUUUUCAAACCAUGACAUUAGAAACUAGAACUAGAACUUCUUCUUUUUCUUCUUCUUCUUUUUUUUAAAUCACAAAUUAAAUUAGCAUUAUUUAAUACUGAUUUUUCUAUAAUUGAACAUGUGCAGUAUAAAACAUCCUUUACCAUGCCACCUUCAAAGUUGUUGUUCUUAUGUCGAAUUUUAUUUUUUAAUAGGUUCCUAUUAAAUGAACAAUGGCAAAUGUACAUUAUAAAUACUACUAUUUUAUCUCAACAAUGGUAAUGUUAUCUGUUUUAUAUUUGGAUUUAUGUUGUGAACAUUGUGUGAUGCAUUCCAUUCCUGAAUUAUGCUGUAAAAAUUAAGCUGAAAUAAAUCAAUAAAAAAACAA